UCGCAUUAAAAUCUUUACAUCAAAACUGGAUUAUAACAGAUCCGUUGAUAUUGGCACUCAGCAGGAAAACAACUCGGGGGUAACCAACAAAAUGGUAAAACGCACCGACGGCACUGAAUCUCCCAUACUGGCUGAAGACGGUGGCGAUGGACAUGACAAACCGCGAUUGCGCUACGGGGAACUAGUGAUACUCGGCUACAAUGGUUACUUGCCACAGGGAGAUCGCGGACGGCGACGCUCCAAGUUCGUGCUGCACAAGCGGACGGAGGCGAGCGGCGUCAAGCGGUCCAAACACUACAUCGUCCAAUCGCCACAGACCUCGAAGGCCAUACUGGAUGCCAACCAGCAUUCAAUCUCGUACACACUGUCGCGCAACCAGGCGGUAAUCGUCGAGUACAAGGAGGAUGCGGAAACGGACAUGUUUCAGGUGGGACGCUCCUCGGAGUCACCGAUUGACUUUGUGGUGAUGGACACGCUGCCCGGCGACAAGAAGGAUGCCAAGGUGAUGCAGAGCACCAUUUCUCGCUUCGCCUGCCGCAUUCUGGUCAACCGCUGUGAGCCUGCCAAGGCGAGAAUAUUCGCCGCCGGCUUCGAUUCGAGCAGAAACAUAUUCCUUGGGGAGAAGGCCACCAAGUGGCAGGACAAUGUGGAAAUCGAUGGUCUGACCACCAACGGCGUGCUGAUUAUGCACCCCAAGGGCUCCUUCUGUGGCGGCAAUGCCAAGUGCGGCCUCUGGCGCGAGUGCUCCGUGGGCGGCGAUGUCUUCAGCCUGCGCGAGUCGCGUUCGGCCCAGCAAAAGGGUCAGCCCAUCUAUGACGAAUGCAACAUCCUGCAGGAUGGCACACUUAUUGAUCUCUGCGGCGCAACCUUGCUCUGGCGUUCCGCCGAGGGCUUGCAACAUUCGCCGACCAAACACGAUUUGGAGAAACUUAUCGAUGCCAUUAAUGCCGGUCGUCCACAGUGCCCGGUGGGCCUGAACACACUGGUUAUACCACGCAAAGUUAACAUUGGGGAUCAGGUGAACCAGCCUUACGUGUACUUAAACUGCGGCCACGUCCAGGGCCAUCACGAUUGGGGUCAGGACGAGAACACCGGGGCCCGCCGCUGUCCCAUGUGCCUGGAACUCGGCCCGGUGGUCACGCUGUGCAUGGGUCUGGAACCGGCCUUCUAUGUGGACGUGGGCGCUCCGACGUACGCAUUCAAUCCAUGCGGACACAUGGCGACUGAGAAAACUGUCAAAUACUGGGCAAAUGUGGAGAUACCGCACGGCACCAACGGAUUUCAGGCCGUCUGUCCCUUCUGUGCGACGCCCUUGGAUGGUGCGACCGGCUACAUUAAAUUAAUAUUCCAGGAUAAUCUAGAUUAAAUAUAAAUAUAAUGGAUUGUAUUUACGUCUAUAUAGAUACUGUAGUAAUUGAAAGAUGUCCAAGUUUGAAGCAGGCAUUAAAACUAGGCUUUAUUUAUUAUCAUUAAUUAACAUUAAAAGGCAACAGAAAAUACUGAAUACUGAAA
Molecule: messenger RNA, 1512 nt
Organism: Drosophila elegans
Lineage: Eukaryota; Metazoa; Arthropoda; Insecta; Diptera; Drosophilidae
Gene: Pli
Product: protein pellino
Exons: 9
Coding region: 92-1366 (424 amino acids)
Biological process (GO): regulation of Toll signaling pathway; protein polyubiquitination
Molecular function (GO): protein binding; ubiquitin protein ligase activity
Source: RefSeq, a predicted model, not a curated record